Messenger RNA from Jaculus jaculus (lesser Egyptian jerboa), 566 nucleotides. Its product is annotated as late cornified envelope protein 1A-like. Gene Ontology annotation, biological process: epidermis development. The record is from RefSeq and is a predicted model, not a curated record. The transcript has 2 exons. NCBI's taxonomy places the organism in Eukaryota, Metazoa, Chordata, Mammalia, Rodentia, Dipodidae. The coding region runs from base 153 to 566 and encodes 137 amino acids.
CCCAUGCCCAGGCACUGUCUCACAGGCUGGGGUGGGGCCCGGCGGCAGGAUAAAAGGACUCAGGGACAGAGCAGCUCCAUCCACUCACCUCCUGAGGGACCUAGAGAUCUUCUUCUGCCUGUGACCUUGGUCCGGAACACUCACCAGCGGUCAUGUCCUGCCAGCAGAGCCAGCAGCAGUGCCAGCCCCCUCCCAAGUGCCCCCCCAAGUGCCCUCCCAAGUGCCAAACCCCCAAGUGUCCCCCCAAGUGUCCCCCUAAGUGUCCUCCCGCGUCCUCCUGCUGCAGCCUUGGUUCUGGGGGCUGCUGUGGCUCCAGCUCCGGGGGCUGUUGCAGCUCCGGGGGUGGCGGCUGCUGCCUGAGCCACCACAGGCCCCGCAGGUCUCUUCGACGGAGGCACCAGAGCUCGGGCUGCGGGGGCGGCAGCGGGGGCAGCAGCGGGUGCUGUGGCGGCAGCGGGGGCAGCAGCGGGUGCUGUGGCAGCGGCGGGGGCAGCAGCGGGUGCUGUGGCGGCAGCGGUGGUGGCAGCAGCUGUGGCAGUGGCCAGCAGUCCGGGGGCUGCUGCUGA